AGAAAAUCCUACGAAAAAAAUAUAUUCUGGCAUUUACGCCGUUAUAAGUGUGUUCUUGAAAAGAGAUUUGACCAAUACAUCUUUGCUUCAAUUUCAUUUUUGCUGCACCUUUUCCACCCUAAUAUUCCAUUCUUUUUUAAUUUUGCAAAGCCUGUUUCUCAUAAAAUUUUUGUUACUUGUCUUUUUUUUGUUUAUUUGCACUUACCUCACUUAACCUUACCUCGCCUCGCUUCACCACCCUGUGUAUUGCAUGACACGCCUCUAUUAGCAUCACUUUGGCAUAUUCACUACUAUUUCUUUUUAUUCUACUUGACCCACCAUUGGCACUUAUCAACGUUGCCCUCUGGUCGCACUCCAUACACACCAACACCAACCCUGGUAUCUCUUACGCCUUAGCAAUACGCGGGAUAAUAGCAGACAAGCAGGGUCAGCACACCUCUUUUUAUUUCGUUUUUGAAUUCAAUUUGAAUGACUCGCUCAAUCCAUUCAGACAUGUAUUCGUGGCAGGAUAUACUUCCGCGCAUGGAGGAGAUCCGCAGGCAGGCAACAGACCAGUUUAUCGCUGCGUGGAGGGGCUCGCAGACCAAAAAGGUCAACGAUUUUACUUGGCACGAAACGGUCGGAUAUGUAAUAGUAAAGCGCGACGAUGAUUCCCGGCGCGUCGUGUUGAGUCCCCGAGUGCCCGAAAUUCUCCGAGAGCUAGGAUGCGACCUCACCCUCGCCUCAACCGGCAUGCACCCACAGGUCCACGACAGAGAAGCAUCGAGCAAUCCUGGUGACACAUCCGCCAAUGUGGCAGCAGAACAGACGUCCUGGCGCCCAGCCCACGCCCGGUUUGCCCUUCGAUGCGAGCCACAAUACCUGCGCGAAUUUUGUGUCGGUCAGCUGGCAACUGGUAUUUCUGAAUGCCUGCGAGAGCGGCGGCGCCUGCUGAAAAGCAAACUAAAGCCUGACGAGAUGCUGCUCUCUGUGGGGCAGUUUCCGCUUCUCGGUGCUGACAUAUACAUUGAGGACCAGGACCUAACCAACGGCCCUCUGCUCCGCAGCAUGCUGUUGUCAGAAAACUGCCUCAACCCAAUGCCGCCAUUCACAUUGGAGAUUGGGGGGAUCAUAGAUCGCCGCGGAAUUGUUCCUUACACAGCUGUACCAGUGUUUCGCGAUGCUAACACGCCGUGGCCGUUUGCAGACAAGGAUCUUUCGUUGGAAACUUUAGACUUUGGCAUCCUGCAGAGCGCCGUUGGCCUUGAUGGACACGCCCGCACUGCUGGGACACCCGCUGUCCCUCAGCAUGCUGUCGCCAGCGUUGGCAACGUUGCCGCGCGCCCAGAAGCAGCAGUAGAGACGCCAUCAUAUUCUGCCGAUGCGAGUGCCUUUAAUGGCGUUCCGUCGAGAGACACCCAGAGGAUGCCGUACGCUGUGAAUCCGUCGCCGCUGCCGCUGAUGUUUGAAAUGCCAUCGGGCAAAAAUAGUUUACUUUUGGACUCGCCGUUGUAUGGAAUUGGCAGUGGCGGCGUGCUGCGCGUAACCCUGUGCGCGGCCGACCUCGGCGAAGCGCGCAUUCUCUAUGACCAGCUAGCGCCAAUCUGUGCUAUCAUGACUGCCUUGACUGCAGCCACGCCGAUCGUAAAGGGGCACCUGACCAACCGCGAUUGCUACUGGGAUGUGCAGUGCAGCGCUGUAGAUGACCGCUCGGCACAGGAGCGUGGGAUUGUACCACUUACUACGGCCAAGGGCACGCUACUAAAGUCGCGCUUUGGCUCGAUUGACACGUACUUGGGGCCCAGCCCGACAAGCAAAAACCUGGCAUUCCACCCCGAAAUCAACGACUGUCAGUACACAUACGAUAGCUGCUCGUACUGGAAGAUGAAGGACGGCGGUGUAGACAACCUUUUGUCCCAGCAUGUCGCGCGCUUGUUCAUUCGCGACCUGCACUACGCCUCGGCAAAAAUGCUGGGCGACAACAACAGCGGGAGCGGGAACAGAGCCGAUGGCAAUGACAGAAGUGGCAAUGGCAAUGACAAUAGAAAUGGCAGCAGUGCAAGUGCAAGUAUUGAUUCGGAUGGCCAGGAGCAUUUUAAGCGCUUUCUCGGCUGUAACCGCCAGAAUGUCUGCCUGUAUCCUCCCAAUACUAGCACGGGCAGCGGCUGGGAGAUCGAGUUUAUGUCGCUGGAGGUGCAGCUUACAGACGCCGAGAAUGCGGCGCUGAUUACGUUCAUUGUGCUGCUCAGCCGCGUCAUCAUCUCCUACCGCCUCAACCUCUACUUGCCGAUCUCGCAGAUGGACCAAAACAUGUCGCGGGCCCAGAAGAUUAACGCUGUCAAAGACCAGCAGUUCAUCUUCCGGCGCGACGUGUUUAGUGGAAAGGAUGGAAACUCCAGCAGCUCGGGGCGCAUUCCGUGGCGCGGCAAUGUCAGAAGCCGGCCCGACCCGCACAUGCCGGGCUCUCCGGUAGAACAGGACCAGUUUCAUAGGCACAUUGGCAUCAAGUCGCCCGAGUCAGCCGAAUAUGUCGAGCUGACGGUCGACGAGAUACUGAACGGGUCACCGAAACAUAGGGUCAUGGGGUUGCUCAAAAUCAUCCAGUCGUUUUUGCCAACCUUGCAUCUGGAGUACGACGUCGAGAGGGAGGUGCGCCGCCAGCUGUGGCUGGUUGAAAGGCGCGCGAGCGGCAAGCUGUGUACGCUGGCGACGUGGAUGAGGCGCUUUGUUCGGAACCACCCAGAGUACAAACGCGACUCUGUCGUGCCUCCAUCCAUCAACUAUGAUAUGCUGCGGACCAUGAACGACAUUGAGGAAGGGAAGAUAAUGGCACCCGAGCUGCUGGGAUGAUUGAUGCUACAGCUCCACCACACACGCGCAUGCAUGCAUGGCACCUCUUGAGGCAUUCAAUCCGCUUGCGCACAUUCUUAAUAUGAAAUACACGCAGAUUCACAGCGCACUUCCACCAACAGCUAAAUUUGCUGCAACACACACUGCCAU
Molecule: messenger RNA, 2979 nt
Organism: Kickxella alabastrina
Lineage: Eukaryota; Fungi; Kickxellomycota; Kickxellomycetes; Kickxellales; Kickxellaceae
Product: glutamate-cysteine ligase-domain-containing protein
Exons: 4
Coding region: 469-2829 (786 amino acids)
Biological process (GO): glutathione biosynthetic process
Molecular function (GO): glutamate-cysteine ligase activity
Source: RefSeq, a predicted model, not a curated record